Molecule: messenger RNA, 2286 nt
Organism: Acytostelium subglobosum LB1
Lineage: Eukaryota; Evosea; Eumycetozoa; Acytosteliales; Acytosteliaceae
Exons: 4
Biological process (GO): ribosomal large subunit biogenesis; ribosomal large subunit export from nucleus
Cellular component (GO): nucleolus
Source: RefSeq, a predicted model, not a curated record
AUAAUAAUGAGUGGAAAUAAUAGAAUAGUUGAUCUGCUACAAUUGCAGAACCUCACAAAGAGGGAUCCAGCUGCUUAUAAAGAGGAGUUCAUGAUGCAAUACCAACAUUAUCUCACACAGCUACAGAUAUUCCAACUCAAACCAACCAAAGAUUACAAGCACUUCUCACAGUUGGUCAGCUAUCUGAGUCAUGUUUGCCCUCUUUAUCCAAAGGAGAUGGCAGAGUUCCCAAAACAGAUUGCAGACUUGUUGGAGAAUAACUGUAAUAACUUGGAACCAGACUUGCGUAGGAUAUUAUCAAAGUCACUGAUAUUGAUGAGGAAUAGGAAUAUGAUGCAACAGAUUCCUCUGUUGUCACUGUUCUUCAAGUUGUUCCGUGUGCAGGACAAGCCACUGCGCAAGCUGAUCUACUCUUAUAUCAUCACCGACAUCAAGAACACCAAUCUCAAGACAAAGAACGUCAAGCUGAACAAGACGCUGCAGAACUUUAUGUUCACGAUGAUGAACGACAGCUCCGAGGUGGCCACGCUCAUGUCGCUCAAGGUCAUGGUGGAGCUGUUCCGCAAGAAGAUCUGGCACGACACCAAGACCGUCAACGUCAUCUGCAACGGUGUCUUCUCAAAGAACACCAAGAUCGUCGCCACCACGCUCAACUUCUUCCUUCACAUCGACAACCCCGACAAGAAGGACGACAGCGACGUCGAGGAGUCCAAGCAGCAGGACGCCGCCAAGCGCAACAUGAAGGCCGCCGCCCUCGCCCACAAGGUCGCCAAGAAGACCAAGUCGCGUGUCAAGCGUGCCGAGAAGGCCAAGACCGACUACAAGAAGCUGAUGGAGGCCAACGAGAAGAAGUCCGAUCCCAACUUCCCAGCCAUCGAGCUGAUACACGAUCCCCAGACCUAUGCCGAGCGUCUCUUCUCCGUCCUCCGUCGCACCACCGACAAGUUUGAGACUCGCAUGCUCAUGAUGAACUUCAUCUCGCGUCUCAUCCACACGCACAAGUUGUUGAUCUUCAACUUCUAUCCCUACAUCCAGAAAUACAUCCAGCCACAUCAGAAGAAUGUCACUUACAUCAUGGCCGUUCUGGCUCAGUCUUGCCACGAGCUGGUCGACCCAGACAUCAUCAAGCCAGUGAUCAGAGCCAUCGCCACAUACUUUGUCAACGAUGGAUGCAAUCCAGAGGUGAUAGCCAUUGGACUCAACACGAUCAGGAACGUGUGCCAGCGUUGCCCACUGGCAAUGGACACAGUGCUGCUGAACGAUCUCAUCCAGUACCGUCACAAGAAGGAGAAGGGAGUGAUGAUGGCCGGACGCAGUCUGCUGCAGUUCUUCAGAGACUACCAUCCCUCGAUGCUCAAAAAGAAGGAUCGUGGCAAUCGCUCCGUCGAGAAGGUGCCACUGCAGUUUGGACAGACCGUCGUCAGCAAGGGUGUGGAGGGCAUUGAGCUGCUCUACGACGAGGAGCUGAACAAGAAGCUGGAGCAGUACGAGAAUGGCGAGCUGGAUCUUGACGAGGACGACUCUGACGAUGAAGAAGGAUGGGAGGAUGUCAGCGGUGAGGAGGACGAGGAAGAGGAUGGCGAAGAAUGGGUCACCGACGAUGAAGACGAGGAAGAUGGUGAUGAAGGCGAGUGGGAGGAUGUCGAUCAAGAAGAUGAUGUUGACAAGGAUGAAUGGGAAGAGGUCGACGAAGACGAGGAGGACAGCGAUGAAUCAGAGGAAGAGGAGGACGAGGCUGACGAUGAAUCAGAGGAGGAUGAGCAACACGAGACUGGAUUCAACGAGAAUGAGGUUGAAGGACUCGAGGAGAAGGUCAAAGAGAAGAAGAUAAAGAAGGAGGAGGAGAUGGACAUUAGAAUCCUGACCGACGAGGACAUUGAGAAGAUCCAGAAGCUCAAGAUGCUCAAGGAGGCCCUGGAGAGCAAGGACAAGAAGAGGAAGAGAUCACCAUUGGAGGGAGAAGAGGAGGACUCGGACGAGGAGCCCAACCCAUUGGGCUUCAUCACAGCUGGCGAUCUGGUUGGCUCUCACAAGAAGAAGAAGCACAACUACGACGAGAGAAUGGCCAUGGUCAAGGAGGGUCGCGAGGGCAGAGAGGAGUACAAGAGCAAGAAGGCACGCAAGGAGAAGUAUGGCAAGUCGAUCAGAAACGAGCUCAAGGCCAAGCUUACCAAGCCGUUCAUGCUGAUGAAGCAGGCGCAGUCCGUCAGGGGCAAGCAGUUCCUGUCGCUGCACGACAAGCAGAUCAACAAGCAGACACAUAUUCAAGGUGGUGCAAGGAACUAC